Penicillium coprophilum is the source of this 351-nucleotide messenger RNA. RefSeq lists its product as uncharacterized. The transcript is spliced from 3 exons. The record is from RefSeq and is a predicted model, not a curated record. The coding region runs from base 1 to 351 and encodes 116 amino acids. NCBI's taxonomy places the organism in Eukaryota, Fungi, Ascomycota, Eurotiomycetes, Eurotiales, Aspergillaceae.
AUGUACGGCCUCAAACAGUUGUCGCUUCUAAGCUUGAUGCUUCUAUCAGUAUCGGCAGCAAAGAACCCCAGAAGGACAAUUGUGCGUAUAUUCUUCCUGACUGCACACUAUAUCGCUAACAGGACUAUGCAGGUGGGCAUUCAAACCGCCGACAAGAGCCGUGGUAUCGAUGUGCCAUUGAAUGAUUGCCAUCCGAUCGAGGAAGAGGAUGUUCUUAUUGUGUCUUUGAAAAAGCCAUGCCGACUUUUCACCGGCCCUGAGUGCACCGGACGCAACACAUUCUUGAGUCCCGGCGACCACUCUUCGGAGGACCCAAUUCCCGUCAUCGAGUCGAUAUUUUGCCAGCCAUAA